Molecule: messenger RNA, 3660 nt
Organism: Anthostomella pinea
Lineage: Eukaryota; Fungi; Ascomycota; Sordariomycetes; Xylariales; Xylariaceae
Source: the annotation of a GenBank genome assembly
AUGGCCCCUUCGAGAGCGCGCAAUCGACUGCGAGCCGACUUGAUGUCGGCUGCCCAGGCCGACCUUCCCAUUCCCAACAUCCUCGACAUCAAGAAGGGAGAUGCUGAAGAUGAAAUCGUCUUCACAUUCACUCACCCACAGUUGUCCCCGUCCCCCACCGCCGAGAUACACGUGCUACCUCAAGAUGUUGCCGGCUACCCGGAUGAGAACUUCUUCCUUGCCUACACCACCAACGACGUACCCGCUGCCAUAGCAAAAACCCUCGAGGACUCAAUGGGCGAGACUGCAGGCAUGCGAAUUGGAGACAUGCUCGAAGCUCUUUCUAGCAGCCUUUGUGCCAGCUUGGACUCUAUUCAGAAUGGAGAACGUGAAGAUUCUGUCAUGACUGAUGUCGAUGCAGACGAAGACUUCCCUGAUGCUGCAGAUGAGAGCGAAGAGGAUGUCAACUUCGAAUAUGGAGAUGAGGACGAUUUUGGUCAGGAGCAUGCGGCGUUCGCAGGACCAGUCAAAAUGACCUCAACCUCAACCUCGACUCUCAGUCGCAUUCGCCAAGACCUUCGCAUUGUCAAGAAUGCAGGCUUCAGAGUCGGGAAGAUUUGCGGUUUCGAUCAAGCCAACGCGCACAGCAUCGUCUCGACGUCCGUCAGGGUUAGCAACCUAGGCCUUUCUGAAGAGACUCGCGAGGCCUGGAACCUUUCGUCUUCCGAUUACAUUGUAUUGCUCAUUCGGUACACUGGAGAGUACACAACAUUAGAGGAUGCCUUGAGGAGACCUGCUGAACAGUCUCGGAUGAAAUUCCGCCUGCGGAAGUGCUCCAAGUAUCGACCUACGCUUGCGCAAGCUCUCGCAGCAUUGUCCUCGGAAACGAAGAAGAAAUCGUCCCUGUUUCCGAUCGCGACCAGUGCACCGGCAACAGAGGCAGCGGACUGCGACUUUUCGCUACUCGGAAUUGGCGAGUCAAUCGAUAUGUUCAUGGACCAAGAUUUCAUUCCGAUGAUGAAGUUGAGGAAGCAGGAGAAGUUAUCUUGGGACGCAGCUAAGAAGCUGCAUUCCACCCUCGUCAAAUCUCUGUCUUCUAGAGCCUGGAACUCCUUAGAAGACCCCAAGAUGCCCGCACAGAGUGAGCUGAACCUGAACGAGUGCGAUGAUGAGGCGAAACUGCCACCGAUCCUCGCGAACGACCAUUCAUGCAGCGAUGGUGGAAUAUCAUUGCCACUCAUUGCGACUCAGUUCGCUUUACGUCAUCUCGUCAGAUGCACCGAUUACUGCAUGAUUUGCCACGAGAAGAUAGAGGGCAACUUCGAAGCACUGAAGCCGUAUGUCUGCGGUAAUCCACUCUGCCUUUUCCAGUACAUGAGUCUAGGCUUUGGCCCAAGCAUUGAUCAUGAAAUCAUCACCCAACCCUACGUUGUUGAUCUGUUGAUCAGCUUCUGCUACGCCAGUCUACGAAGUGGUCCAACGAUCAAGAUGCGAGAGUUCCCCACCGGCUUGAGCUUACAGGUUGCCAACAUCUACCCCCCCGAGGGUCCAUAUGUACCAGACUACGAAUAUACCUACAUACCUGCUCCUCCUCCCCUUCCUCCCCCGCCUCCUGGGAGGAAGGUUGCAAUUAAUGGGGCGGUUCUCAUUGAUCCGGUCGACAUAACCCUUGACUGGGGAAGCUCCGUAGUCACCAUAAAAUCUGCAGUCGAUGCUCACAACCCUGGGUUCAGAGAGGGACGUUGGGUGGUUCUCUGUACGCGGCUGAUUGUCGACAGCGCAUCCCAGAAUGCGACGAGCCAUGUUCUGCACCACGCUCGCAUUGAACAAAAGACUGGGCCGUUACUUCAAGUACGUGUUGCGUCGCGCCACCUUAUGCCACUGUCUUUCAAUGCCAGCGAAGAGACCAUGGGAGAUUAUGCCAGCACAGGCCCCAUUGCCGGCCAUGUCGUGUUCUGCGACCAGAACCUCGACGACUUAAGCCCGCAAAGCAAAGCCCUCUCUAUGACCAUACUGCUUUCAACGUUACCCUCUGUCAUGGAAAUGAGAGCGUAUUUGACCGAGAGCCAAUCACGGCAAUUGGCCACAUGGGAUAGAAUGACGCCAGGUGCGAUGGGCUUGUUGAGAUGGGUCGUCGCAUCUAAUCGAUCCUAUAUCGUGCAAGUCGACGAAUGCCCCAGCGCAGGGCAAGACCAGAAUGUCGGUAAGUUCGGACGAAAUCGCGAGAGAAUAGCCGGUGUCGAUGACUGGAUCCAGUUCAGGUUUGCUCAAGGGUCUCCCGAGAAGGAAGCCCUCUUUCAGGAUGCCCUGAAGCAGGUCACGAAACCACAGCGAACGCUGGUCGCGUGGCAUGGGAGCCCCCUGGGAAACUGGCACAGCAUCAUUCGCCAAGGCUUGGACUAUAAGGUCACUGAACAUGGUCGGGCUUUUGGAAAUGGUGUUUAUUUCAGCCGGGACUUUGACUACAGCCUCAGCUACACGAAUAUGCAGCCCUGGAAUAGAUCGAACAGCACCGAGUCCUUGACAUGGCCUCGGUCCGCUUUGAAGGCCACCGGUGCAAUCAGUCUGAACGAACUUGUCAAUCUACCAGAACAAUAUCAAGAGAACAGAACCCAUUUCGUGGUCCAGCAUUGUCACUGGAUACAAUGCAGGUAUCUCUUCGUCUUGCCCAUAAGUGAUGUGUCUCCGAACACUGCGCACCAGAACUCAGCAGCGGUUCAGAAGCGAAUCCCUGGGGAAGAAUUCGUCCAGGAUAGUCGAUGGACGACCACAGGCCCGGGACGUGGGGAGCUUUACAUUCCAAAGAUUGCCAUUCCAUCUGCGCAGGAUGGGAAUAAGUCAACCCAGUCUACUUCCUCCCAGACGAACGAGGACACACCGUAUGGGGACAGCGACGAGGACAUCGAAGACACCCUCUUCCUUGAAGAAGAUACGCAGAGCACACCUACUGUUUCGGCAGGCAUGAAACAUAACCUCAUUGGUGGCCUGCCCCCGACUCCGACUCAUCAAGAGCCACAAACGGAUUUUCGACCAGGGACGCUGGAUCUUUCUGCUCUCCCUCAGCUCGCACCACCGUCCUACGCCACUGAGGCCGCCCAGAAAACUAUCCAGCGGGAGCUGAAGAAAAUGCAACAGACACAGGCUACGACACCGCUCCACGAGCUAGGAUGGUACAUGGACUUUGAGAACAUCAACAACAUGUUCCAGUGGAUUGUUGAGCUGCAUUCUUUUGAUCCGGAUUUGCCCCUUGCACAGGACAUGAAGAAAGCCAAGAUCACCAGCAUUGUCCUCGAGAUUCGUUUUCUACGCGGAUUCCCGAUUUCUCCACCGUUUGUGCGAGUAAUCCGCCCUCGGUUCCUCCCAUUCAUGAAUGGCGGAGGUGGUCAUGUAACGACUGGGGGUGCCAUGUGCAUGGAACUACUUACCAACAGCGGCUGGAGUCCAGCAAACAGCCUCGAAAGCGUCCUCCUGCAGGUUCGCAUGGCAAUAUGCAGCUCGGUCCCGAAGCCUGCUCGACUGGAAAGUUGCAUGUAUGGUCAAGACGGCUCGGAUCGAAUGUAUGGGGUAGUGGAGGCCGUCGAAGCGUACAAGCGUGCGGCGGCAAACCAUGAUUGGGAAGUGCCAAAGGACCUGGACGAAGCCACUCAGCAGAUGCAGCCUGUUGCCUCUGGCGCAACUUAG